Molecule: messenger RNA, 1212 nt
Organism: Ambispora gerdemannii
Lineage: Eukaryota; Fungi; Glomeromycota; Glomeromycetes; Archaeosporales; Ambisporaceae
Source: the annotation of a GenBank genome assembly
AUGCCCGGAGUUAGACCAAUAUCCAAAUCAAAAAUAAUAUUUCCACUUUCCAAAAUAUCUUUCGACCUACUUACAAACAUAUUGUCAUUCGUAAUAAAACACGAAGACGGUCAAGUUUUCGAAACACAGGUACUCUACGUCAAUCGAACAUGGGCAAAAGCGGUAGUCCCGCAUAUAUGGAGCCACGUUUACAUUAUCGAACCAACACAGCAACACGCACUUCUCUAUCUUCUUAGGUCGUCGCCCGACCAAUUAAUGUUCAACUACGGUGCAAUGAUACGGAGUGUGACUAUUUGUCCUGUUUCCAUUUCAAAUAUGAAACCUGGUGGGUUAUUGCGUUCACUAAAGGUUCUUCGAGAGAAUUUACCGAAUUUGAAAAAACUGCAUGUGGAGGAUAAACUUUCGUUUUGUCAUGUUUGUCAUGUUGGGAAAGAAGCGACGACGAUGCAAGUUGGUAAGCUACUGUGUGUUAAAGGAUUGAAAGAAUUAAAGCUUGAUUCGAAUCACUGGACAUUUAAUGAUGAACUAUUGGAGAUUAUAAUGCCAACAAUGACCGGUGGAUUAAAUCGUCUCUCAAUAAACGGCGAGAAUUUCACAGAUGAAGGAAUUGUCGAAUACGUAAUUCCGAAUCUAAAAGAGGAUCUAAUAGAAUUCUCUGCUGAACACCGCGGCUUAAAUCCAGUCUUAAUAACAGGCCACUCGAUUCUCGCAUUACUCUCCAGUUGUCGAAACCUAAAAAGAAUGUCACUUGAAGGAAUAUACUUGCAUGAUCAAGACUUUCUAAUCGACGAACUACCAGAAAGCAAUUUAAAACACCUAACUCUCGGAAAAGUAUCACCACAAGAUUUCACAACAUUCGGACUUCGCUCACUACUGCUCACAUGCCACAAGACGCUAGUCUCACUAGUCCUCGACAUGGAUCACAUCUCACAAACCGUUCUUCAGGACAUAAUUAUUCCGUUAUUUCAUCGAUCACAACUCGAAGAACUUCAUUUAGUGUCGGAAUCCUGGGCAGCUUGGACAGCACAUUAUCCACGUCCACGAUACGAGCAUGAGCUACGUGCAAAAGAAGCAAUGUGGCGAUGGAAGAUGAAGGCGUAUUGGGGAUUGUCGAAUGAAUUGAUUAGAUUGGUGGGAAAGAAGGUGAAAACGUUGAGAGUUUUUAGUAUUUUGGGUGAAAAUCAUUUAAAUCGAGCAAUUACUCAAUUUUGA